GAUAUUUCUAAAUAAGUAUAUACAUAUAUAUGUAUCUUUCGCCAAAUUCAUCGCAGUUCAUCCCUAUUCUAUCUACUAGCUUUAGCCAGAAACUUUCUCACUCUACUCUUACACUCUCUCUCUCUUCUUAUAUAUGUGUGUGUGUGUGUGUGUGUAUGUAUGUAUGUAUGUAUGUAUGUAAUAGAUUGGAUUCGUUCGCCGCCGCAUGAAUUCUAUUGAUUCAUCAAAGGAUUUGGUGUUUUCUUUUGAUUCUCCCCCUGAAAUUCGGUUAGAGAAAUUUAAGGGGAUUCUUUGACAAAUUUAGCACUUGUUUUCUAUUUAUGUGAACAUCAGCUAAAUUUGGGGAAAGCUUCAUCUAAUAAUUAGCAGAUGAUUUUUUUUUUUGUUCUUUUAGAUUUUUUUGUGUGCAAUUUAGACAACGAAUUGAGAAGAUUUGGAUUGGUGAUUCACAGAGUUGUACCCCAUUUUAGUCUUGCAUUUGUGAUCAGCGAUUAAAGUUAGUCAAUCCUAUCUUAGACCUAUAGUGUUUGUUAUCAUUUUUUUUUUUUUUUUUUUUCUCCUUUUUCUUUUUGAAUAUUAUUUUCAACGAGGAACUUUCACUUUUCAAUGGUUGUCUGAGUGUUUGGUUAUAAUUAAUCAAAUCAAUUAUUUGGACUGGUGGUUGAAUUGAGUUCUAGAGGUUUAUGGUCUGUUGCUUUUUCUAGUGCCUGAAUAGGGAUGCACCCAUUUUGGGCUUUAUGAGCUCUCUCUCUCUCUAGGUUCUAUUUUCUCUUUUUUUUCCCCAGGUCUCGAUUCUUUUCUUUUUAAUUUCUUCAAGGACAUCACAUAAAGUCAAAUACAUCUCUGAAUUGAAUUGGAUUGUAUGUUGCAGAAGAUAAUUUAUUGUCACGGUCAUCAUUGUAGUUGUCAUCUUCGUUUGUCAGUGGUAUUGCUAUUUCUUUCUUUCCUCUUUAUGUUCAAUUAUGGCAAGAAUUGGAGAACAUAAAGCUUUAUGAUCUAUAUUUGAGUUCAUAACAAAGAAUGCUAGAUGUCCAUAAUAUAAGCUUAUUAGCCUUAUAGUUUAUCUUCGCCUGCCAAUUAAAAAUCUUAUUCCUUCUUUUCCUGUUAUAGCAAGAACUGAGGAACGGAAGCUUUAUGGUCUCUAUUUGAUUUGAUGUUGAAGAAUGUGAGAUGUCCAUGGCACAGCAAAAGAUGCAUUGUGCCCUUCAAAAGACCUGUCGCAAUACUCAGAAAGUUGCAGACGGAGGAAAUAGUUCACCGUGGAGGAAAUCCGUAGAACAGAAUAACUUCAGACCAUCUUCGAGGGACUCAGAAGUAUCUUCUUUUGUUUGGAGGAACUCUGAUCAGAGGUGCGCAAUAUUGACAUUCUUUGCCCCGGAACCUGAUGGACGAUGGAAAAUUGUUGCACUGCCAAUGCAUUGCCCUGAUCACUCAAUCCACUUGGGAUCUGGAGCUCAGGUAAAAAUGGAUGGUCUCCAUUUGAUUUCUCCAUCACCAGUAGGUUCAGUCAAGGUUGAUCGACAAAAGGCACAUGGAGGGAAUACUUCUGAUAGGAGUUGUUCUGUCAAGUCCUUUACAGCUAGAAGCCUUUCUGGCUCAAAUUCCCAGCGUCAAUCUCGAAACAAAGGCUUGGCUAACAAAGUGAGCAAACGGAAUCAGUUUCAAGGCAAUUCUUCAUUUCAGAAUUCUCUUAGAGGUGUUGAUUCCUCUGUUAUGAUCCCAAGUGGAUCUGAUGUUACUAAUUCACGUGAUAUCUAUGUUGAUGUUUCUAAAGUAGACAAGGCCGUAAAAAAGAACUCAAGAAAAAAGGCAAAAAAGAAAGGAAAACAUAACAAAAAGCUUUCAUGUGAUGCUAGCUCGAUUGAACUGGGAUGUGCCCAUGGGAGUUCAAUAUCUGAAACUGGUGUCAACAAGAAUAUGGAUCUUGGAGUUGGUCCACUUCCAUAUGCAACUACACUGGCAGUUCCACUGCCAGAGCUUAGUGGCAAUGGGAAGGAUAUUGAAGGCAACAGAAAUGGAACUAUCGACUGUUUUGAGUCACCGAAGACAUGCACAUCUUCAAUUGAUGAAGUGGAUGUCUCAGAAGCUUUACCACCUUCCGUAGUUCAGAGUUCAUCUAAUUCUGAAAAUGGGACUCAAACUGAUUACACGGAAGGUUCCAUCUUAAAUGGAGGAAUACAGGACCUACAUUCCAAAUCAAUCAGUUGUUUCAAUGAUCCAUAUUCCAAUGUUUUGUCUGAGCCGCAGGACUCUUUUGUGUUUGAUUCAGUUUCAGUUGGUUCAAAUAGUGAUAAAAGUAUUUAUAGCAGUGGUGAUGUUAAAAUAUCUAACAAAGAAAGUAGUGGAAUUAAUCCUUCAGAAUCACCCAGUUCUACUGCCAAAAAAGGAUGUUUCCCUCGUGGAAAUAUGUUAAAUGGUUUGGCGGGUUCCUCUUAUAAUGCUGUGGGAACAAACAAGGGUGCCAACGGUGACACACAUACUGUGGUACCAACCAAGAGAAGUAAGCAAAUCAAAAGAGUGCCCCGGAGUUCACGUGUCCACAGAGUUAGCAGCGUUGAAAACUUUCGUAGCCGUCCUGGUAAGGAAAAUUAUCACUCUGUCUGGCAGAAGGUUCAGAGAAAUGAUGUGGGUGAAUGCAAUUAUGAGUUAAACAAAGUAAACUCAGUGUGCUCGCUGCCUGAUAUUGAAUUGAAAGAGGUUCCUUUGCUUAAAAAGAAUUGUAAUGUUGGUGAAUCUAAUAAACUAUCAAAUCAUGAAGAUAAAAGCCAGUCAAAACCCAAGGUUUCUAGAAAGUUGAAAAGGAAAACUAGUCCAGGAUCAAAGCAAGAGUACAACUGUUUUUCAAGCAAGGGAUCUCAUGCUAACAAGGCCAGCUCAAAUGUUUCUACAAAGACUAAUAUGCAACAGAGUGAACUGUUGGAUGUUCCAGCUCGAGUGAGUGGUCAAAAAGGAUUAGGCAGUGUUUCAAGAUCUCAUUCCAAAAUUAGUUGUACAAAGAUUGGAUUUCAAAUAAACAGAGUUGAAUCCAUUUCUUCUGAACCAGUUCAGAGCUUAAAAGUUUCUCCCAAUCAACUGGAGCCGCUUGAAGAUGUCUGUAAUGAUGUUUCUUGUUCUAACAGUAAACCAGUACAGAAUGAAAAUAGCGAAUUGUCAAAAUCAUGCGACUAUCUGGACCAACCAGAGCUGCUUGAGGGACAGUCUGCUGUAUACCUUCGUCCGCUUGUAGGUGAUGAAGCAACCAAAAUAGACAAAGAUGUGUCUAUUGCAGAACACAGUAAGCAAGACCACGGUACUGGAUCCAUUUUGCAGAAAUGGAUACCAGUUGGAAUGAAAGAUUCUUUGCUGAUGAGCUCAGUUCUUUCUAAUGAUAACCUUGAUCAAUCAGCUGCUGAAAGUCGGACUUCGAAGGAUGUUGCAGAAGAGGAAUUAGCAUAUGAUCCUCACACACUUCCGUCUUCGAUGGUUGUCACGGUAUUAUGCACAGUUCAGGGUUCUGGAGAUUGUAACGUCUUACCUUCUGAAAAUGGAGGUCCUACUCAGAAGUUGAGGAAUCAUAGUGCGUGCAUUCCUAAACAAUGUUGCUUAGUUCAUGAACCUAAAGGCCAAAAUAAUUUUGCAUUUGAAAAUGAUUCAAACAAGAUAGCACAAGCAGUGAAUGAUGCUUAUAAGGCACGAUUAGCCUCUGAAGCUCUUCAGAUGACCACUGGUUGUCCAAUUGCUGAGUUUGAAAGACUUCUUCAUUCUGCUUCUCCAGUUAUACGUCUACAGCGCAAUACUAUAAGUUGUCAGACUUGCUCAAAUGAUGGGCCAUUUGGUGGGUAUUUGUGCAGACAUGAAAAACCCAGAAUCUCUUUGGGAUGCCUGUGGCAGUGGUAUGAGAAACAUGGGAGCUAUGGUUUAGAAGUAAGGGCAGAGGAUUAUGAACAAUCAAAGAGAUUGGGCAUUGAUCGUUUCACAUUUCGUGCUUAUUUUGUCCCAUUCUUGUCAGCAGUUCAGCUUUUCAGAUACCGUCAAAGUAGUCCUUUGGAUAAUGAGAAAGGCAUUCCUGGUACUGAGACUAUGGGCGCAUGUGAGAUGGAUGAAAUAUCUGAAAACCCCACUAAUAUUGGCCACCUUCCAAUAUUUUCAGUACUAGUUCCUCAGCCUCGCACAGAGGAGACAAGCUUUCUGCCACAAAGGAAUCAUGACUGUUGUGUGGAACGAUCUUCAGUAUGUAUUAAAGAUGAUGUAUCUAUUCAAUCAGUUGAUUCUGCAUGGUCCGAUGAUUUAGAGCUUCUUUUUGAAUAUUUUGAAGUUGAGCAACCUCAUCAAAGACGACCAUUGUUUGAAAUGAUAAAGGAGCUGGUUAGAGGUGAUGGGCCUUCGCAAUACAGAGCUUACGGGGAUCCAACAACAUUGGACUCUGUAAAUCUACAUGAUCUUCACCCUAAAUCCUGGUACUCUGUGGCUUGGUAUCCAAUAUACAGAAUACCUGAUGGCAACUUCCGUGCGGCUUUCUUGACUUACCAUUCACUUGGUCAUUUGGUUCAUAGAAGUGCCACAUCAAAAUCCUUUAGCGAGGAUGCUUGUAUAGUUUCUCCAGUUGUUGGCCUACAAAAUUACAAUGCUCAGGGUGAAUGCUGGUUUCAGCUAAGGAACUCUGCACCGAGCCCUCAGAUAGGAGGAAUCAAAAGCAGCACAUCUCAUCGCUCUGCUUCUAUCCUCUCUCUCUCUCUCUCUGUCUCCUUUUUCUUUUUUCCUUGUGGUGGAACUUGUUCCAUCUGUGUAGGGGAUUUGCGAAUAACUACCUUUUUUUUUUUUCCUAGUUGUGAUGAAACUUGCAUGGAAUUGGUGUUUUCAAAUUGGAACCAAGUCCAAGCGACCAAAAAUAGCUCAAAUAAGCAAAAUUGCAGCACUUGUUUUGUUCCUUAUUUGCAAGUCAUUUGAGCUUUAUUCGAGCUAGACUAGUGUGUUCAUGCUUGAUAGAUUCAUAUUUUGCCACAUUGUUGUUCGUAAGCCUUAUUAUCUAUUCUUUUGCCAUCACUCACUGAAAGGUAAUCUUAUCGAAUCAAAAUUUAGUUCAAACUUUAAAAUUAAAUAUUUUUUAAUUGCAAUUUUGAGACUUUAAUUGGGUGCUUCUUAACAUAAGUUAAAAAAUUAUUAGUACAGCAUAUUACAAACUGUUUGUGAUAAACAUAACUAAUAUAUAAUCUAUAGAUAUAGAUUAUACAUUAGCUUGGUCAUCCCAGCUUGGUGAACUGAGUCCACCACUUGUUCUAACAAGCAUGGCCUAAUUUGGUCUGUGACAGUGCUGCCCACGGCGAGCGUUGAAACAAGGGGCCUGUGGGUUCCACAAAUUGGCUCGUUAAGCUAUCAUUAUUUUUCUUUAUUUUGUGUCCGUCUUUAUACAUCAAAGAAGAAAAUGACACAAUUUGAGGCAAUUCAUUCUCCAUUGGAGGAGGGCUGGCGUGAAUGUGACCCAAUUUUGUUGGGGCCACCCAAGGAUUAAGACGAGGGAUUCAAAUUUUUACAUUAGAAAUUAUUUGAUAGUUCUCGUCAGUCACUCUCACUUUCCCUGUCACUCAUUAUUAUCGGAAGAUUCAAAUUAAAAUUUCAUUCUCAACUUUUACAAGGGUGUUGAUGAGUGGAAUUGUCGAUUUUAGAGUUUUUUAUUUUAAAAAGUGAACUUACAAAUGUGUAAUAAUUUAGAAUAAAGUGUAAAAAAUUACCUUCUUGUUAUAUAUACAGAAUGUGUGAAAAAAAAAAAAAAAAAAAAAAUUGGUUUUUAAAAAAAAACCCUGUGCUUUUCAAAAUCAGUAAAAAAUUGAAGUACUUAAAAUUCUAUUAAAGCAAAAUAAUAAUUAAAAAAAAAA
Molecule: messenger RNA, 5852 nt
Organism: Cornus florida
Lineage: Eukaryota; Viridiplantae; Streptophyta; Magnoliopsida; Cornales; Cornaceae
Exons: 7
Coding region: 1171-4926 (1251 amino acids)
Source: RefSeq, a predicted model, not a curated record